Messenger RNA from Rhizopus microsporus ATCC 52813, 2289 nucleotides. RefSeq lists its product as uncharacterized. Lineage: Eukaryota; Fungi; Mucoromycota; Mucoromycetes; Mucorales; Rhizopodaceae. The coding region runs from base 29 to 2200 and encodes 723 amino acids. Gene Ontology annotation, molecular function: RNA binding. The transcript has 8 exons. The record is from RefSeq and is a predicted model, not a curated record.
CUUUCCUUUCUUUUUUUUUUUAUUAAUUAUGGAUUUUAUAUGGAAUACCCAAAAAGAUAUCAAUGAUGAUAAUAAUGAUUUGAAGAGUAGUGCCAUAUCCAUAAAAGAAAACGACGAAGCGUCAAAAUAUGCUUUCUCUCUUUCUAGGAGUCGUAGUACGAGUACGUCAGCCAAUUCACGAUUACGUUAUGCGCCUUUAGUUGAAAAUACAGUUCGUCGUCCUCGUGCUGACACGAUGCCAACUUCAAGUCCAUUCGAAUUAUACAAUCCAUCAACAAACAUUGACUGUCCUCCACUUCUCUCUGACGAAAACGUACCUAAUUCACUUACUAGUACACUUGCAUCUCUUGGAUUAACUGACGACGACAGCAGCAUAUCUUCAGGAUUGACUAGACACUACUUUGAACCAACAACAGCUGUUGCUGCCGCCGCUGCCGCUGCUGCUGCUGCUGCCACUCGCAACAGAUCCUACACGGUGUCGGACAUGGCUCAACGUCGUUCAUUCAAGCCUUUCUUGACUGACAAUACAAAAGAACAAGUCUCGACAGCUUCUUUGCAAACACACCAUCGACCGAGAGCGGCUAGUCUGGGCAUGGCCGAAAUAUCUCAUCACCACUUUUCACCUUUUGACUUUGAUUAUUUUGACCCGAGUAUCCAUGAAGGAAGCAAGACGGAUAACUCAUCACUAUACUCUACAAUAGAAAAGACCAGAGAAGAUGAAUUGAUGACAAAAAACGAUUCCAGACUGUCUUCACCCAGUCUAUCAGCUCAGCAAACCCCUUCUCGUGCUCUUUGGUUAGGCAAUAUCAGCCCAUCGGUCAAGGUAUCUGAUCUAUACCAGCAAUUUUCUUCUUAUGGUCAUAUAGAAAGUGCUAGAAUUCUAUCAGAUAAGGACUGUGCCUUUGUUAAUUUUGAAUCAAUUGAAUCUGCAUUAGCCGCAAAAGAGGAUCUGGAAGGUCGAUGGGGCAAUAAGGUCAAAGGAUCGGUCGUCAAGGUGGGAUUUGGUAAGGCAGAUGUGAAUCUAGCUGUUGCAUUAGCCAAUGAAUCUUCACCCAACGUCCAAGGUCCAACUCGUGCUUUAUGGGUCGGUAAUAUUCCAACGAAUACUAGUUCUACUCUUUUACAAACUGUCUUUGAAUCAUUUGGUCCUAUCGAAUCUAUACGUAUUCUCUCUCACAAGAAUUGUGCCUUUAUCAACUUUCAUCGACAAGAGGAUGCUGUCCGUGCUCGGAAGGCGCUUCAAAACAAGGAAAUUUUGGGUCCCGGUACAGGUACAGUGCGCGUGGGAUUUGCAAGAGAACCUGAGGGUGAAGAUAUUGCAGCAGCCACUGCGACCAAAUCGCGGCAUCAAGAGAACGCCAACAUCCUUGCCAGCAUUCUGUCAGAUGUAAAUAAAACCAUGAGCGAGAAACAGGCGAUCAAUCAAGAUCAACACCAGGUUCUUUAUCUCGAACGUAAACUUAUAAUGCAACACUUGGGAUAUACACCACCUGAUGAAGAUCGUAUUCCUAUACAGUAUUCCUCAUUCAUGCCACCUGUACCAGAAUUUAAUUCUGACCGCAAAGUACGCCCAUUACGACUAAGAGAAAUUAGAAAGGGAUUGGAUACUGGUCUUCUCCUGUCUGAAAUCGAGUCAAUUGCUGAAGAAUGUAUGGAGGAAAUUGUCGAACUUUGUAGUGAUUACAUUGGAAAUACGGUUGUUCAAAAAAUAUUUGAAUAUGGCAGUGAAGAUACAAAACUGGUCUUACUAAAAACCAUUGCUCCCUAUCUGGCAUCGAUUGGUGUUCACAAAAAUGGUACUUGGGCUGCUCAAAAGAUCAUAGACACUUGCCAUACAGAAGAACAGGUUGAACUGAUUUGUACUCAUCUUGCGCCUUAUGUUCCAUUAUUAUUACUCGAUCAAUUCGGAAAUUAUGUUGUCCAAUGCUGCCUUCGUAUGGGAUAUCCGAGGAAUCAAUUCAUUUUUUAUGCAAUUGCUGAUAAUUGUCUAGUUGUUGGCCAAGGCAGGUUUGGUUCUAGAUCAAUACGAGCUAUCCUUGGAAAUCCCAUUGUUACCAAAGAGCAACAGAUCUACAUUGCUGCUGCCAUCAUUCAAAACUCAAUGCUAUUAUCCAUCAAUCCAAAUGGUUGUAUCUUACUCAAUUGGCUUCUUGAUACCUCAAAAUUAUUAGAUCCUGUAUCACAUGUACAUUUGCCAUAAGUUAAAAAAUAGUCUUUAAUAUUUCCAUCAAUUUCUUCUCUACAAAAACAAAAAGCAUAUCAUCCGAUUGAUUUAAAUUAAAACUGACA